AUGGGGUCAGAACAUGUGAGGUCAGAACAUGUGAGGUCAGAACAAGCAUUGGACGGACAGACGUUGAAUGGUGAGAUGGGAGAUGGAUGCUAUCGGAUAAGUAAUGAAUCGAGUGCCUUAUUGGGAAGUAAGAACAGUCCUCCUCCUGUACAGUUGAGUAGUCGUCUGGUCAAUCGGGGCCGGCUGCACAAGACUGGUCGAUUGCAGGUCCAUAAACGGUUUAGUAAGACGUCAAAAUAUCUUGGCGUCGGAUAUCUUGGCGUCACUAGUCAGGAGUCGGCUCAGAACACACCUCGAAGAGCCACCUCCCCGACCGAUGCGUACCGUUUGACUUUGCCUGGUGUAAAGUCCCGAACUGCAGCCGUUAGGACCACAGAGUCGGCUACCCUGCCGCCCUUACCAAACAUGUUGUUUGAAAAAGGGCCAACAGAAACAAACCUACCUACAUCCCAAGACCAUCACAGGUCACGCAGCAAACCAGGUACCAAGUCAGACGGGAAGUUGGAUGCUGACGAGUCGAGUCAUAAGCCAGAUGUCAAGUCGAAUAUAGUUGCCUACGAACCAUGGCUGAAAACAGCAAAAUCACUACUGUCCCCGAUCUCCAAAAAAAAGUCCAAGACUGGCGAAACCUUGCGGCGCCCCCUCAGUUCCGCGCCGCCAGUGGUGACCGCGGACCCCGUCGUGUUGGCCUCGGUCGUCUCAGAGGCGGAGGUUGAAUUCGAACCUGCGGCCCCGGUUCUGGCGACCCUUCCGGCCCGGGCGGCCUCACCCGGGGCAGGGAAGCCGUUACUGGGGACGUCGGCGAAGGCGGAGGUGAUGUUUCAGACGGCGGGAUCGCGGUCAAGUGCGGGACCGCCGGUGCGUCCUAGUCAGGCGGGGCUGGGUGCGCAUGGGUUGAGUUACUCAAGCUUGGCGAUGAGGAGUGUGGAACCUACGGGUGAGCUGGAGGUGGCGGGGGACGGCUGUGUGGUGCAGGGUGUGGGAGGUCCAGGUGGCGAGACGGUUUCCGGUGGUCAGGUUGUGGGUUCGAGUCCAGGCUCCGUCGGUGACGUCCUAAGUGAAUUGACAUUGGAUCCGGAGGCGGCUGCAGGUUGCCGUGCAUUGAAUGGUGUGAACUGUGUCGAAUUUGCUCGGGAAGGAUCGUUUCUUCAGCUGCACUCACGUUGGCACCGACCGAUGAUAAGGUGGGUAUGGUUGGACACCGAGAGAAUGGCGUUAUGUUGGGAAACUGAAGAUGAGUGUGUAGCUGUGUUACCACUUAGUUUAGUUGAAUCAAUUGUUUCAGGACCGCGUAGUACGUUCUUUCAGAAACGAGUGCUACCCGGCUUCGGAUCCGCGCCGGCGGUUCCGGACCAGGCGUUUGAAGUGCGUACACGUAAAGGUAGUGCGACAGUUCUAAAGCGUUUACGUCGUGGUGCUAAUACAGGUGCUGAUACAGGUUACCCUGAUGAUGUAGCAGACAAGUUGGGAAAUGGUGUCAAGUUUGGAAAUAGUGUGAAUCGUGGUCGAAAUAAUUUGAGUUCAAGUAGUUCCGAACACGUGUGUGAUAUAGGUGGGUGUUGGUCAAGAAGAACAGGACAUGAUCCUGGAGGGGUAGAGGCGGUGGGAUUAGAAGGGUUAAGUCAGCGUCAUUCACGUGUGGCAUCUCGUAAUUUAUCAGCGGAAUUUCUAGAAGGGCAAAGGAGCAACUCGAUAUAUAAACCUGUCCGACAUCGAUUAGCAGGUGGUUGGAGACGGCAUUAUAGAUUUCUAGCUCAUGAACCAAAGGAAUGUCGACAAUGGUUAUUAGCAUUGGCUGUAUUAUGGCAUAAAGCGAAGUCGAGUCAUGUACAACAAAAUUAUCGACAUCAUCAUCCAUUCGUAAAAACUUUAUGGACACGACAAUUACAUUCGGAAUUAUGUAAGUUCCGUGACGUAUUACGACUACUACAGGUUUUGGAUUUGCAUGCAGAUAUCGGACAUUGUUAUACAUUAUUUAAGAAACAAGAUGUAGAUAAGUCUGGUAUUAUAGGUCAACCGCAAUUUAAUCAUAUACUUAAUGACCUUCUUGAUGUAUCAUUCCUUAAACAAACAUUUCAUCUUGGUAAUGGUGAUAAUGAUCUUUGUUCUAUUGAUCAAAUUGUAGAAAGUUUACAAGAUAUACAAUUAGAAACUCGAGAAAAAUCACAGUGGCUUAUUAACGAUAUUACUAGUCGUGGUGGAUACUAUGUAUUUGAUAAAUUAUUAACAUAUCUAGCUGUUAAUCAACUUGUUAAACAUAAUUUAAAUAAUAUACUCAACAUACAUCAAGCGGAUUCUGAACCACGAGAAGAUGCUCCACUAACACACUAUUGGAUACGAGCAACAUACACUCCAUUCGGUCUAAAUUAUAUCAAUCAAUCAGAUAUGGCUGUAGCAUUAACUAAAACUAUUCAGAAAGGAUUCCGAUGCCUUGUCAUCUACAUUCAAAAUUCAACACACAUAGUUGAAGAAAGUAAGCUAUCAGAUGAUAAGGAAUUACUCAACAAGGAAUUACUCGGUAAUGAGUUACUCGGUAAUGAGUUACUCGGUAAUGAGUUACUCGGUAAUGAGUUACUCGGUAAUGAGUUACUCGGUAAUGAGUUACUCGGUAAUGAGUUACUCGGGGAAGUAGAGCAAAGGGAAGUAGAACGAAAUGAACCACGGAAAAGGAAUAAUGAUGACAUACAUCCCGUUGUUAAACCGGACGAAGAUAGCCAAUUGGAAAUGACACUUUCAAAGUUCUGUUUCAUACUCAAAUCUUGCGCAUUCAUUUAUAGCCAACAUCCUGUACUUUUACUACUAGAUAUAAAAUCAAGUAAUGAUCAUAAUUUCUACCAUGUCCUAAAUCAGCAAUUACAGACAGAACUCGAAUCUUACCUCUUACAAUUCGAUCCAAAUUAUGAUGUUCCAAAUCUUUCCACAUGCAAUGGCAAAAUCAUAUUAGGAUCUUUUGCCAACAAGGAUGCAAAUUAUGUAUGUUACACCAUGUAUAUUACACCAUGUAUGUUAUAUUAUGUAUGUCACGUAGUAUACUAUAUCACAUCAGCAUGUUGUUUCCAUAAUGUCUCCACCAUAAUGUCUCCACCAUAA
This is a messenger RNA of Gregarina niphandrodes, 3090 nucleotides long. Its product is annotated as phosphatidylinositol-specific phospholipase C X domain protein. Gene Ontology annotation, molecular function: phosphoric diester hydrolase activity. The coding region runs from base 1 to 3090 and encodes 1029 amino acids. Lineage: Eukaryota; Apicomplexa; Conoidasida; Eugregarinorida; Gregarinidae. The transcript has a single exon. The record is from RefSeq and is a predicted model, not a curated record. Gene Ontology annotation, biological process: lipid metabolic process.